UGAGCGUCAAGCUACCUAGAACAUUGUUAUCAACUAAAUUUCACAUAUGUGGUAAAAAACAUGCUGAGUGCUUUCUCAACAUUUCUUACGCUUAUCGGUCUCUACGCAUUAAUUUGCUUUCUAUAUGAACAAUUGCGAACACCUUUACGACUACUAAAAGUACGACUGUUUGACGAUCGAUGUGAGUGUUUGAGUCUAAAAGAACGUUUUGGGGAUUGGGCUGCAGUUACUGGCAGCAGCGAUGGCAUUGGCAAGGAAUAUGCAAAGGAAUUGGCGCGACAUGGAAUCAAUGUAGUUCUGAUUGCCAGGAACGAGGAGAAACUCAAGGCCGUUGCCAAUGAGAUCACUGAGGAGUCUAAAGUAGAAUCGAAGAUUAUCUUGGCUGAUUUCACACAGGGAGCCGAAGUUUACGAACAUAUAGAACGUGAAUUGGCUGACAUACCAAUAGCCAUAUUUGUUAACAAUGUGGGCAUAGGCUUUCCCGGUGCCCUUUGCUCACUCACCAAAGAACAUGUCCAGCAAUUGAUUGACACUAACAUUGUGGCUGUCUCGCAACUUUCGCGCUACUUUUUCAAGCGGCUGCGAGAUUCUCAAAUGAAGGGCGCAAUCGUUAAUGUCGGUUCAGUCACGGAAAAUCAACCAGCGCCAUUUGGAGCUAUGUAUGCUGCCUCUAAAGCUUACAUUCGCAGCUUAACCAUCGCCUUGAGAUGCGAGGCAGCUCCAUUCGGCAUUCAUGUGCAACUUCUCUCGCCCGGCUUUGUGGUGACCAAAAUCAACAACUAUUCAACGCGCAUUAUGAAAGGAAAUCUGUUCGCACCCUCAGCGGAAGUUUAUGCUCGCAGUGCUGUUGCUCAGCUGCGGGCUGGUGUUGAUGAGACGCCGGGAUAUCUCUGGCAUCAUGUUCAGUAUGCAGCUUUUAUGCUCUUGCCUUGGAGAUUGCGCGUUGUUGUGAGUCAACUAAUACUGAAACUGAUUACUGAUAAUCAAUUAGAAUAAAUGCACAGCAUACUUUUCGGCCCUUAUUAAAAUGUAGAUUCU
Messenger RNA from Drosophila albomicans, 1038 nucleotides. RefSeq names its product hydroxysteroid dehydrogenase-like protein 1. The transcript has 3 exons. The record is from RefSeq and is a predicted model, not a curated record. Bases 61 to 996 code for a protein of 311 amino acids. NCBI's taxonomy places the organism in Eukaryota, Metazoa, Arthropoda, Insecta, Diptera, Drosophilidae. Gene Ontology annotation, molecular function: oxidoreductase activity. Gene Ontology annotation, cellular component: endoplasmic reticulum.